Lymnaea stagnalis (great pond snail) is the source of this 7675-nucleotide messenger RNA. Lineage: Eukaryota; Metazoa; Mollusca; Gastropoda; Lymnaeidae. The record is from the annotation of a GenBank genome assembly.
GUAGGCCUAAUUAAAUAGCUAAAACGGAAGAUGGUAUCAUUUUUAUAUAGUAUAGGCAAUAUAGGCAUAGGGCCUACUUAUUUAUAAUAAUUUAAAAAGAGAACUGUGAUUAUGAUGGCGAUUGACUUUCUAAACAAAUAAGCCUGGCUACAUUUUGUUGUGAUACUAAUUAUAGCUCUUCGGAAGUUUUCCUUGUUGAGAACUGCCUUGCCUCUCUCUCUUUCUCCGUCUCUAUCUUUCUGUGAAACCCAGAGGCGCCAGAGCCCAGAAGAACGUUGUUACGGUUUCAAUGGUGAAAGUCGCAUAAUAAAUUCAUCUAAGUACUAAACUAAAUGGCAGGGAGAGAUGUUGCUCGAGUAGUGAACAGAUGUAAUCAAGCCAAAGACGAUAAAAGACUCGGUACCGUAUCCGUAUACUAACCCUAACCCUAAUCCUAUACUAUCAAUGACAUGCAACUUGCAAGGGGUGAAAUGUUUGUCAAGUCAAGUCAAGCCUGAUAUUCAGUGAAAUUAAACCUACGUCCGUUCAAGCGACUAAUAGUCGACAUAGUAAUAGUGACAGUGAAUGUGAAUAAAGUUAUUUUAUAGGCCUAAUUUUAGUUUCAUUAAAUUGCCUUACUUAAACUUGUCUUCGGGGGGGACAAGAUCUUUUUUUUUUUUUCCUACUUUUUAGUAUGUUUAAUCUGUAAAUUAUCCACAAAAUAAUUUUUAAAAGUUACAAAACAAAACAAAAAGAAUGUUUAUUAUUACAAAACUAAAAAGUAUAAUUUAAUUACUGCAUGGCGUCCGUUGCCGUUGGUCAAUGUCUAAUUCACGAAAUGCCUGGGGUAGUUUUUUUUUUUUUUUUUUUUUUAAAACCACUUUCUUUUCUUUUUUUUCUCCCUUUCCCCCCCCCCCCCGCCGUCUAAACGCAACAUAACGUAGACACCUUAACAGUAACACGGGAACGUCAUUUCAGGCAGGGUUUGUGUGUGUGUGUGGGGGGGGGUGCAAAACCAAAACUUGGUCAGCUAUUCUUGUAAGGCUUAUAACUUAUUGAGUUGUUGUUAAUUACUGUAAUACAUUUUACCUAGUAAUUUAAAUAAAACCAGCCAAUUCAGGGGAGGGCAAAUACCCCCCAACCCAAAUGACGUCCCUGGCUGUAACUAUUAGCCUAUAUAUGAGUCAAUAACUCAGGCGACCUUUCAGGUCAGCACGGACAAAUGCUGAACCCACUGAGCUAGAGUGUCACGUGUAUAAAUAUUAUAUUAUAUACUACUACUACUAUAUUUUUUAGAUUUAGAAUUAAUUUUAUUUCUUUCUUCCAUAUUAUUAUAUUAUGUGUAAAAAUGAUAAUAAGUUUUUAAAAAUUUGAUGAAAAUUUUAUUUAUUUUAACCUUUCCUUAUACUAAAUGUUUGCAACAUUUCAUUUAUAAUGAAAUGAUUUAGUCAAUUUAUUUAGUACUUGCCCCACUCCAGGAGAAAGAGGUGUACGAAAAUAAACCAAAAAUAUAUUUUUAUUAAAAAGACUAAACUGUAAUUUUUAUAAGUUUUGAAAAGAAUAAAAACUUGUGCCUAUAACCGAUUACAAUUAGUAAAACCUAUGAAAUAUCAUCAUGCUUGAUAUAUUUGAUGAUCUGUAUAGUUAAGGCUAAGCUUGUUAGAGGCUUACACUAUUUGAUUGUAAAUAUCAUACUGCCCACUCCUGAUUAUAAGCCGAAGUCUUACUUUUGUUGUUGGCAUAUAUUCCUAACUGCUUUUGUCUUUUAAAUAUUAUAAUAAACUAUCCCACCUUAGUGCACGCAUUAUCGUUUUUUCAUUAAUUAUUUUUUAGAUUAGAAUCUAGUAGAUAGCAUUUCGAUUAUCAUGCCAAUUCCAUUUUUUUGGUAGUACUAGUUUAAAAAAAAAUUGUUAUUCCUAAAUCGUCUGUUUAAAAUAAAUUCUUUGGAUUUGGUAAAAUGUUUUUAAGUAUAUCAAAGAGUCAAUGUUUAUUUAUCAGAAAAAAAUUAUAUUAGUUUGAAAUUUCAAAUAAAAAUGUCUAAAUUUAUACUUUGUUUAUAUUUACCUCAGAUAAAUCACACAUUAAUAAAUGUAUAAUGUCUUUUGUAAAUAAAUCAUGUCUUCUUAACAUAAUUAUGUCAAAUAUGAUUUAUAAUUAUAAAAAUCAUUUAAAAUGACCAGUUUUGAAAACCCAUACAAAUUUAUAGAGCUUUCUGCUUAACAUUUCAUUUUUGACUCUGGUAAAACUUGGAAAUACUUAUAAAAGGUAAUUAUUAUAAGUAAUUUGUUGUUUGUUUGUGAUGGAAACCCAUUUAUUUAUUUAUUUUUAAAAAUUCAUUUAUUAAGUAGUUGACCCUGACCCCCAGAAAGGUUUAAAUAAAAAAUAAAAGCCACAUUACUAUUUAGCACUAUAAAAAUUUAUUUGAAUAAAAUAAGCAGGUCCAGCAGAGCCGUCGCUUAACUUUUUGAGGCCCCAAUGUCACUUUUCGGUUUUGUUCUCCCCCACCUUGCAUUGAAAGAUAAUUUAAAAAGUGUCCAUAUCACACAUUAAAGCCCCUAAAUUAUCUGAGGCCCCCACUCGGAAUCGUAGGGGUUGCUGGGCUGACAUGAUGGUUUUAAGGUUAAGUGACACCUAAUUUAUUUUAACAAGCAUCUCUUCCAUGUUGAAUGUUGCAAAACUAAAUUGAGGCAUGUGCUAAAAUGCAUUCUUGUAUUUUAAAUUCAUCAAAAAUUUUCUGGGGACUAUAAAGAUUUAAGGGGCAAGCUAUGGCAAAAGCAUACACUCAAGGGCGCCACAACUGGGAUACAUUUAGUUCUGUCUUGCUGGUGCCGAGUUCGAACAUUAUUAUUGCUAAUUGUGGCGCUUCCCACUCAAAAGUUUGAAAUGCCACCUCAAAAUUGUCUGAAAGAAACACCAAAUACUAGUACAGGUAAGAGCCAAAGUGCAUCCUUGUAAUUUUGAAUUUGCCAGACUGUCUUCAGAACCCUCAAUUUCUGCACCCUCUUCCCUCACGCUAAUCAAUGUUACAGUAGGGGGUUGAAUAAAAGCUUGUGUCAAAUUAUUACUCUAGGGCACGCCACAACCGGAGUGAAUUCAGUUUAUGUAUGAACCAUAAUGCCUCCCCCAGACCCUAAGAAUGUCCUUCCCCUGAUAAAAAAUUCUAAUAGAAAUAUUGAAUUAAAGAAUAUUCCAAAAUGAACCUCUUGAUUUUGAAAUAAUCAAAAAUUUUCUGGGGUGAGACCCCAGACCCAUCCUCAAUGAUUCUGCUCCCUCUUUUUCAGCCCUACUUCCUGAUAAAAAUGAUCAUCAAUUUUGGUUUCGGUAGAUACACUGCCUAUUGGCUAGUAUUAGUGCUAACAUGGGUGGCCAAAGAUUUUCAUGUUCUCCCUCUCAUGCUAUAAAAACUCUGCAGUUGUCCAAAAUGCUGCAUCUUUAUAUAAAGAAAAAAUGACACCUGGGUAGACCACCCCAUCUGCCCCCUUUUUACGCCACUGCCAGGGGUGUAGCUAUAGUGUUAGAUGUCUGAGGACAAGAUUCAUUUUUUAUGCCACCCCCCCCCCCCCUUUUUAAUGAUUUGUUUGUGUUUUGUGGGUGCAUGUUUUGUGCUGAGAGUAUUUGUGUAGCUUUUGCUAUGUGCUUUGAAUCUUGUGAUGUAUUUGGGUAUAUGACAUGAUGUUGGGUGCUAUGGUUUUUUAGUAGUAAUGGAGUUGCAGAGUGAGAAUUAGAUGAAAGAAGACCCGCUGUUUAUUUAAUAAAGAGACAUUUGUCAUAUAAAUCAUUGGUUUGUUAAAUAAUUAAAUUACCCCUAGAUGUAAUGAAGCCAUUGAACUGCUAAUGCAGUACAUAACACCCCCCUCAACUCUGAAAUCCAUUAUUUUCAACCAUUAAAUUCCACCAAAGUCCAUUCUGGCACCUCCGCUAGUCUUGGGAUGUCUGUCCCAUCUGCCACCCCUCAGCCACACCUCUGACCAAAAUCUGAACACAUACCCAACCUCCUCUCUCCUCCUUCUCUCCCCCCCCCCUCCUUUCCUGAGGAAAUUAAAAGAAGCACUGCUCAAGAUUAUAUUGAAGUUUGGAAACCAGGAUACAGUUAAGGCUUGGGAAGUAUUUUUUACAUACCUUGCCAUUAAACUGAUUGAUAGAAAGCAAUUCCGUCUAGUUUCUGACUGUUUUGUGUAUUGAAGAGCUCUAUGCUCCAUGUGCCCUGGUUUGACCAAAAUUUUUCUAGACCAUUUCAUGAUGUAUGUUAUGUGCUUAUGAAUAAUAGGAAUAAUAAUAAAUUGAAAUUUUUCAUUAUUUUUUUUACUUGUUUAAUUGACAGGGUUACUUUCAAUUUUUAAACAUUAAUUACAGAUUUGUCAAGGUGUGAUCUAACACGAAUCCCUGAUGCAAUUUUUCUUCUUUUGAGAAAUAUAGAACUCAAAUACUGCAGCCUCUCUCAAAAUCUUAUUAAAAGAAUCCCAUCCAAGUUUGGAACUAAGUUUCCAACCCUAACAGGUACCAAAAGAAUGUUAAUAAACAUGCUAAUAUAAAAAGCUAAUGUAUCAAGAAGUUUAAAAAGUAUUGUUAUUAUUUGUAAGAAAAAUAACCAGCUUCCCCUUGCAGCUAGUAUAAGAAUAAGCUUCCAUGGGCCCACGUUCUGGAACCAGCUCCCCUUCCAUAUACGUCAUAGUGAAACCUCGUCCAGUUUCAAAAAGUCCCUUAAAACUCAUCUGUUUAGGUCCGCCUAUGACCUGUGAUGCACCCUCCUUGCCCUACCUCAUUUUCUGUUUCGGGUUGAUCCUGAAGUGUCAAAGUGUCCUCGUUUUAUAGCCAUUUUCAUUGUUUCUAUAGAAUAGUAGUUACUAUCCUAGUGUCUCAUUUUUAUUUUACUUAGUUCACAUGUUUUAAUAAUUGUAAAGCGCUUAGAGCUUUAUGAUAAGCGCUAUAUAAAAAUGCUUAAAUAAAUAAAUAAAUAAAUAAAGAGAAAAUUGACUAUUUUAAAGACAUAUUCCUUUUUUCUAGUUUGGUUAACACCCCAAAAUUGCUUUUUUCCUGGAUCUGGGACUGCAUUUUGCUCCUAAUGAUUUUAUUAGUUUUACUUUUUUUAUGCAUUUAGUUUUAAAAAUCUAAAUAUGUGUUCUUAAAAUUUGAAUUAGGUGUCAUAAAUCUGUGUAAAGCUAAGUGUGUUUUAGGCUUUAGAUUGGGAAGAAAAUAAACUGUGACCAAGUCGGUAUAAAUCCUUCAGUUAUACAUAAAAGGCUAUCCCAUUUUUUUAGUAUUUUUGAGUUCAAACAUUUUUUACUUUUACAGAACUUAUUUUGAGCAGUAAUCAUAUCUCUAGCUUACCAGAUGAGUUGAGGCUUAUGGAGGGACUAACAACUCUUGACAUAUCACAUAAUGACUUUGCAGCUUUGCCUCAGGUUGUUUAUAAGUUGGAUAACCUCAAAAUAAUAAAGGCUGAAAAAAACAAAAUUAAAGGUAUACAAUUAUUUUCAUAACUAGUUCUGUUAGUCAUUGAACUUGUUGAGUUUUAAAGAUUUCCUUGUGAAAAAAGUUAUUUAGAAAUGAUUUAUGUGGGGGAAAAAUCUGACUUAUCACUAAUAAGUCAUGAUUGUCUCUAAGGGAGCUUUUCUUUUGAACUGUUCUAGUUUUAAAAUGUUGUCUGGUAAGAAUAUUUAGUUAUCUAUUUGCUGAAAAUAGUAAUGUACAGUGUAAUAAAAAAAUAUUUUAAUUUAUUUGGAUCCAUAAAAGAAUCGUAUCUUAUUUUAUUAAAUGGGAAACCUAAAUAUUAAUAUUUCUAUAAUUAAUUAUACAAUAGCUAAGUUAAUUUAUCUUUCAUUUGUAUUUAAUUUUGGAAAUGUAAUAGAACUUGAUGUGCAGCAGCUGAAACGGCUAUCCAGUAUCUCAGAAGUAAAUAUGCAAGACAAUCCUUUAACACCAGACAUGUAUACACAGCUGACGUUACUAUCAGAUGAUAUCACAAUGCUCUUGACACCUCAAGAUUCAGAGUUUGACAGCGUUGAUUGAAUCAUCGAAUGCUAUAAUUUAUUUAUGGAAUGGAAGGUUUUUUUGUAUGAAAACCUGUAAACGCUUUUUUACAAAGAUAUUUGUAAUUGAUUUUAUGAAACUACUUUCAUUAUAUUGUUUAAUUUAAUUUUAUUUUAGAUAAAUGUUUAAGUUAUUCAAUUCCUAUGUUAAAAGCUUUUUAAUUAAUUUUUUUUUUGUUAAGACAUUUGAUCCCUUCUUUUAAAAAACUUGUAUGAAUGCAAAGUAAGGUUUUUACUUAUAUUGCUUUCAUAUUUCAGCAGUCAUAUUUAUUCAUUUAAUUUUUUAAUCUAGAACUUAAAACUUCAUGUUUUCCAUAUUUUUAGUCAUAGUUGUUUUAAGAAAUAAAAUCCUUGUUAAAUUUUUAAACUUGAAUAAAAUGUUUAAUACAUGGGGAGAAUUAAAUUAAAUAAGAUGAUAAAUAAGAGAUUUUAUAUUAAUCAAAAUGCAUUAAUUAUGCUUAAGUGGGAGUUUACCCAAAAUGUUUGAAGCUUUUGUUGGUGAUAUUUAUUUUAUUUAAGCAAAAAUUAUGUGUGCUUCUUUAAAAUGCACACUUUCUGUGCAUUAUUUUAAGUGAUAUUGCUACUUUCACGAUCUUCUAACUGUGGAAUAUCUCUAUAAUUAAAUUAUUUUUAUAAUAAUAAGUAAAUUCACAAUAUAAUGAAGUGAUAAACACUAAGUUUAGAAAGGAAAAUUAAUGAAAAUUUAAUUCCCAUUGAUCAACAACAAUAAAACAAAUUAUGUCUGGAGGGGGGUGGGAGUAUGUUGGAUAUUUUUAUCAGAUAUUUUGAUAGGUUAGUUAUUACGAAGAAGAGAAAGGUGUAACUGGCUCUCUUUUAUACAUGGUUGUUAAAUUAAUUUCAUAACUAAUGUAAAUAUAAUGUUAUAUUAUUAUCUUGAUAAGCUAAGCUGUGAACUGCAGGCACUAAAUAAUGUUUAAAUAAUGUUGAAUUUUAUUAAGCACAUCAUGGCAGAAUACCCAUAGCCAUACUGUCUCUACAGAAAAUCCUUGAAUGAAGACCAAUACAUGGUUUUAUAUUGAACUUCAAAGUUUUUUCAAAACAGCUAUUUAGUUCCACCAGCUUGUGAUGCUUUCACUGCUGCCAUUGCACUCAUGUGGAAUAGGACAGGUCAAGGAAACCAGACUCUUCCCAACAGAUAUUCAUAUUGUGACAAAUAUUAAGCAAAACGUAACUCAUUAUUGCUCUUGCCUAAUUGCAACUGAUGUAAAGCUAAUUAUUUGAAUGUCCAGAAACUGAUGUAAAGAUAUAAUAAUUAUUAGAAUGUCUAGAAGCUGAUGAUCACAAUGGCGUUUAUGGUGUAUUAUAUUUUAAAUAUAUAUUUUAAAUGAUAAUUUGCAUGUAUAGUUGUUUUUUUAUUAUUUUUUAAAAAUGUAUUUCUGGGCUUAAUAAAUUACAUCAUGCAGGGGAUUCACAUUUUUGUGACGAGGAAAGGGGGUGUUUUAAGCCAUGUGACAUCACAUUAAAACCACAUUAAAACCAGAACAUAAUUGAAACAAUUUGCGAUGAAUUAGCUACGGUACCGGAACCUUAAUUUACUUUUAGGCUGCACAAUUUGUAAUUAUUGAAUUUUUAUUCUUUACAUUUGUGAAUUUUUUAUCCAAGCGAUAGGAAUGUUCUGAGAAUAUUAAAUUUAUACUACAAUGACG